AUGGGAGAAAACGGGCGCAAGAUUUUGGUUGCAGUCGAUGAUGGCGAGGAGAGCAGCUACGCACUGUCAUGGUGUAUCCAGAAUCUCCUCUCCGACAACCAUCAAAAUUACAAAGAUACCCUCAUCCUCCUCUUCGCCAAAAGGCCUCUACCUGUCUACUCAGGCAUUGGACAUGAUAUUUCCCCGACUGUAAUUGCUAGCGGGGAAAAGUACGCAAACGAAGUGGCGGAAAAGGUCAUGGGCAAGGCCACACAAAUUUGCAAAGAUUUUAAUGACCAGAUUACGGUGGAGACGAUGGCGGAGCACGGUGAUCCAAGGGAUGUGAUAUGUGAUGUGGCUGAGAGGUUGAAGGUUGACUUUUUGGUCGUCGGUAGCCGUGACUAUGGUCCUCUUAAGAGGUGCCCCUUUCUCGCCCUUUAUAGCUACCAUUUGUAUUGUGAAAUGUAUCAUGCAUUUUAA
Molecule: messenger RNA, 459 nt
Organism: Erythranthe guttata (spotted monkey flower)
Lineage: Eukaryota; Viridiplantae; Streptophyta; Magnoliopsida; Lamiales; Phrymaceae
Source: RefSeq, a predicted model, not a curated record